UGUAGAACGUCACAUGUUGUUUUGCUCUUCAGUUCAGUCAGUCAGUGAUAUGCGUUAUUUACUGUUAAACUGUUACGGAUACCGUAUGGAUACCCCUGCGACUGGAAAGAACUAGAACGACAAGGUAAAAGGAGCUUUUUUUCACACAUACAAAAAGAACAGACACAAAGUUAAAAAGUGAGAGUUUAGGAGAAGAGGAUGGCGAGUCCGCCAACGACGGGUGGGCACCUAAUUUCUAAUGUUAAUAUUAAUAAUAAUACUAUUAAGAAAUGCGGAUACCUGAAGAAGCAGAAACACGGGCACAAGAGGUUUUUUGUUUUGAAAGAACACAGCGAAGGCUUGCCUGCGAGACUGGAGUACUACGAGAACGAAAAGAAAUGGAAAAACAGGUCGGCUGCUAAAAGAGCCAUAACUUUGGACUCCUGUCUGAAUAUCAACAAGAGAGCAGACGCCAAACACAAACACCUGAUCGCCCUUUACGCCAAGGACGAGUACUUUGCUGUGGCUGCUGAGAAUGAGCAGGAGCAGGAAAGCUGGUACUUAGCUUUAACUGAUUUAAUGAAUGAAGGCAAAGUGUACGACGGGUCUGCUUCCACCUCAGCUUCUUCCCUGGUGGGGACUGAAGAGACAAACUACGGGCUGAUUACUCCGGCUAGCGCAGUUUACAAGGAGGUCUGGCAGGUUAAUCUGAAAUCCAAAGGACUGGGACAGAGCAAGAAUUUAACCGGCGUUUACAGGCUGUGCCUUUCAAGCAGGACCAUUGGUUUUGUCAAAUUGAACUCUGAGGUGCCCUCUGUCAGUUUACAGCUAAUGAAUAUUAGAAGAUGUGGGCACUCAGACAAUUUUUUUUUCAUUGAAGUGGGCAGGUCUUCUUCUACAGGUCCAGGGGAGCUCUGGAUGCAAGCAGAUGACGCUGUAGUGGCACAGAAUAUACAUGAGACCAUAUUGGAAGCGAUGAAAGCAAUGAAAGAGUUAUCAGAAUUCAGACCCAGGAGUAAAAGCCAGUCUUCAGGUACCAACCCCAUUUCAGUGCCUACCAGGCGGCAUUUAAAUAACUUGCCACCUAGUCAGACUGGACUAACCCGGCGGUCAAGGACUGACAGCAUGGCAGCUACUUCACCUGCCAAUAAAUUGUCCUCUUGUCGUAUCCGGACAGCGAGUGAAGGGGAUGGAACCAUGUCCAGACCAGUGUCCGUGACUGGGAGCCCAAUCAGUCCAAGCACGGUAAGGACACAUCUGCGUCGAUCCAAUACUGUCACCACUGGACCUUCAAGAGUUUUCAGUACUAAUCCAUUGCACCAUAGCAAAUCAAUGUCUAUGCCAGUUUCUCAGUCACCGCCUUCAACUACAAGUCCUGUGAGCUUGUCAUCAAGCAGUGGGCAUGGCUCAGCAUUAGACACUAUUCAGCGGCCAUCUAGUGGGAGUGCCUCCGUCUCAGGGUCACCUAGUGACUGUGGCUUCAUGUCCUGUGAUGAGUGUGGCUCAAGUCCAGUGGAUGUUAGACAGUAUCUAGGCAUCAGAAGCAACACACCUGAGUCCAUUGAUGACACGCCACCAUACCGUGAGAACAGUGACUUGUAUAACUACAUGACAAUGGCCAGGCCUACCAGUUAUAUUCGGGCAUCAAGAGAAGAGUUAUUGGACUUAGAUAAAGCAUACAGAAAGAGGACCUAUUCGCUGACAACACCACCACAACAGAGAGCAGCAUCCACUGUCUCCUCAGCAUCGCUGGAUGAGUACACAUUGAUGAGAGCAACAAACGCCAGCAGCAACUCUGGCAUCCAUUCAGCAUCACCGAAAGUUACUUACAGCCCAUAUCCAGAAGAUUAUGGUGACGUUGAAAUUGGGUCACACAAAAGCUCAAGCAGCAACUUGGGUGAUGAUGGCUACAUGCCGAUGACACCUGGAGUGACAGCUAAUUCCAGCAGGAAGGAAGACUACAUGCCAAUGAGUCCCACUAGCAUCUCCGCCCCUAAACAAAUCAUCAACCCAAGAUGUCACCCCCAAGUGAAUUGGAAUGGCCACACAACCAAUUCUCCCAGCAGCUGCUGUCUUGAUGACAACGGUUAUAUGAGAAUGUGGUGCAGCUCCAAGUUAUCGGUUGAGAGCUCUGAUGGUAAGCUUACAAACGGCGACUACAUGAACAUGUCCCCUGCUGACCACUGUGUCUCGCUUACGCCCCCUGAUUAUUUUCUGAGCUCCUAUAACAGCGAACACCCAAAACCUUCUUUUGCAUUUAAUUCAUUGCCUCGAUCAUACAAGACACAGGUACAAAAAAAUGGGGACACUGAACAGUAUGUAAUGAUGAACUUGAAGAAUCAAAUGAUUGUUGAAGAGUCAGAUUGCUGUACGAUGUUGGCCAACUUGGCUGUAACAAACCACUUGGCUUCCUCGCCAGUAAGACAACAUUUGGGCCAUAGGGGGCGAAACAUCAGGCCAACCAGGUUGUUUCUGGAUACUUUGAAGACUUUGCCAAGUAUGAAUGAGUACCCCUUGCUACCUGAGCCCAAAAGUCCAGGGGAGUAUAUAAAAAUAGACUUCAGCGAAACUACAAGGUAUUCGCCUCCUUUGUCUACAGAGAGCCUGGCCUCUUCAUUGGGCUCUACAAAUGGACACAGGAGAUCCCCUUUAUCAGAUUACAUGAACACUGACCUGAGUUCACAGUCCCCUAAGUCUGGGGAUGACCCUGUAGUUUCAUUGAGUGUGAUGUCUGCCUUAUCAUGUCCUUGCAGAAGCCAGCCUGAAGACAAGUACCUCAAAGCGCAGACUGUGCCUGUGUGCCUCUCUAGUCCUGUAAAAGAUGAUUACACAGAAAUGACAUUUGUGAUGGCAAAUACACCUCCACAGCCUAUUUCACAAAAAACAGAAAGUGCACAAACUACAAGCCCCACAGAUGUGGUAAACCGAAUAACCUUGACAGAUCAGGUGUCAGGGGUUGAGGCUUUCAUGCUGACUGGCCCCUCACUGGACCCUGACAGAGGGGCUAAGGUGAUCCGUGCGGACCCCCAGGGACGAAGACGCCACAGUUCUGAAACCUUUUCCUCCACCACUACAGUAACGCCUGUCUUUCCAUCCUUUGCACAUGAUCCCAAGAGACACAGCUCUGCCUCUGUAGAAAAUGUUUCUCUCAGGAAAAGUGAGGGGUCUGAAGAAGAGUAUGGCAGUCCAAUGUGUCGUGAGACAUCUGCAGGUUUUCAAAAUGGACUGAAUUACAUUGCCUUAGAUCUGAUGGAUGACAGCUUUGGAAACUGCGAAAACAUUGUAAGACUUAAGACAGCCAAUUACUUAAAAGGCAGUAUGAAUGGAAUAGAUUCCAGCCAUUAUGCCAGUAUAGGCUUUUUAAAGGAAAGAACUGCUGCUACUCAAGAUUAAGAAAAAACGAUGUUUCUUCUCAGCAAGAACACACUCUACAUAAAGUUCAACGCUGAAGAAGCUGCUCUGAGUAUAAUUGUAACACAAGCUGCUAAAGGGUUACUGUUUUAGACACCAAUAUGUCAAGACAAUGGUGGCACUUGCAGUAUGUUUGUGCAGUGAAUUUGCGAGGCUUGAGGACCUCUCCGCCUCACUUACUUCAAAUCAGGAACCAUCAUCUUGCUGCUUUCCUUCAACAGUAAACGGUAAAAUGUCUUGCUUUACCAGAAAUUAGUUUUUAGCCGUUUCUGCGACAAAACCUGGAACGUUUGGCAGACAACCUUAAUUUGCCAGCAUCACAAGAAGGCUUCACGAAUGUACAGCAUUAUGGGAGAUAUGUUUGUGCUUCUGUGGCACAGUGGCAAAAAAAAAAAAAAACUUGAAGAGAAUUAAAAAAAAAAAUAAAUAAAAGACACGACACGACACCUUGAAGCCCUACCUCAAAGUUAUAAAAGCCAGGUAAUAUUGCAAAAGUAAUGAAAGGACUUCAGUUAUUUUCAAAACCGAAUGUCUCACACGACAAAUCCAAAGCCUUACCGACUUUUUGGUCCAGUUUGACCUAAAAAGAAGAAUAAAAAAGGAUCCUCUGCCAUUUAAGAUGA
Molecule: messenger RNA, 4013 nt
Organism: Polyodon spathula (Mississippi paddlefish)
Lineage: Eukaryota; Metazoa; Chordata; Actinopteri; Acipenseriformes; Polyodontidae
Product: insulin receptor substrate 2-like
Exons: 2
Coding region: 199-3372 (1057 amino acids)
Biological process (GO): insulin receptor signaling pathway
Cellular component (GO): cytosol; plasma membrane
Molecular function (GO): insulin receptor binding; phosphatidylinositol 3-kinase binding
Source: RefSeq, a predicted model, not a curated record